This is a messenger RNA of Trichoderma atroviride IMI 206040, 1830 nucleotides long. The record is from RefSeq and is a predicted model, not a curated record. Lineage: Eukaryota; Fungi; Ascomycota; Sordariomycetes; Hypocreales; Hypocreaceae.
AUGGCAUCAACCGCGACCGAAACCAAAAGGCCGAAUUUCCUAAUCAUCCUCGCGGAUGACCUGGGAUUCUCAGACCCCGCAUGUUUUGGCGGAGAAAUCAGAACGCCCAACAUUGACCGCCUAGCAGAGGAAGGCGUUCGGUUCACAAACUUUCAUGCCGCAGCAGCAUGUUCGCCUACGAGAGCCAUGAUCAUGACUGGCACCGACCACCACAUUGCCGGUCUGGGGAACUUGGUCGAGUGGUCAAGGGCUUCAGCUCAAGCUGCUGGGAAGGGCAAGGUGGUAUCCACCGCACCCCAGCGUGGAAUGCCGGGCUACGAAGGUUAUUUGAAUGAGAAAGUGGUGGCUCUUCCCGAGAUUUUGCAACUGGGUGGCUAUGAAACCUUCAUGUCUGGAAAAUGGCAUUUGGGCAUGACUAAGGAGCGCUCACCCACCGCGCGCGGCUUCGAGCGUUCUGUCGGAAUGCUUGCGGGAUGCUGCAACCAUUAUGCCUAUCAGCCGCCAGGGGAGAAUGAUAUGCCUGGUUUCAUGCAGACCUCACAUAUUGCUGUACACCUCGAGGACAAUGAAUACCUCAAAAGCCUGCCAAACAACUGGUAUUCAUCGGACUACUAUACCGAAAAGAUGGUAGGAUAUUUGAAAGAUCGUGCAGAACGGAAGGACGAGAGGCCGUUCUUUGGAUAUCUUGCGUUCACAGCGCCCCACUGGCCGUUGCAGGCUCCUCAGGAGCUGAUUCAGCACUACCGAGGCCAAUACAAGGAUGGACCCGAAGCCCUGCGACAGAGCAGGAUGAAGCGAAUGAUCGAAUUGGGACUAAUGGACCCCAAUACCCAGCCACACCCGGUCGUUGCGGACGAGGUUACAGAAUGGGAAAACAUGACCGAGGAGGAGCAGGCCAAGAGCUCAAGAAGCAUGGAGGCCUUUUCCGGCAUGGUCGAGUCCAUGGAUAUGAACAUCGGCAAGGUACUGGACGAGCUAGAGAAGCAAGGAGAGCUUGAUAACACCUUUGUGAUCUUUCUCAGCGACAACGGCGCAGAGGGCGCGGCAUAUGAGGCAUAUCCAAUGAUUCGCGGUCCACUUCUCGAGCAUCUCGAGAAGUAUUACGACAACAGCCUCGAGAACAUUGGAAAUGCCAACUCCUUUGUCUGGUACGGUCCACGGUGGGCAAUGGCCUCCACGGCGCCAUCUCGUCUAUACAAAGCAUACCCGACUGAGGGUGGGGUUCGCGUGCCUGCUGUCGUGCGUUAUCCGAAAUUCAAGAAAGAGGGAAUCUCGGACAUAUUUGCCACCGUCAUGGAUUUGGGACCAACUAUUCUUGAGAUGGCUGGCCUGACCCACCCGGCACCGGAGUGGAAAGGCCGAAAAGUGGUCGACAUGAGAGGCAGGUCCAUGACCAAAUGGUUCAACGGAAAAGACGAGACUGUUCAUGAGAAAGAUUUCGUCCAAGGGUGGGAGCUUCUCGGCCGUGGUGCUAUCAGAAAGGGAGACUGGAAGGCAGUUUUCAUCCCCAAGCCAAAGGGUACCGACAAGUGGCAACUAUACAACCUGGAAAAAGACCCAGGCGAGGUCAAUGAUCUUGCUGAGCAAGAGCCAGAAAUCCUAAAGACACUACUUGUGCUGUGGGAUCAGUACGUAUUAGAGAACGGCGUCAUUCCAAUGCAGCCCGAGUUAGGCGAGUAUGUCGAGGCUCUAGAGGAACAGAUGACGGAACAGGGUUGGAUGGAGUACGAGUUCUGGCAUCCGGGUGCGAUUCAAAACCCAGAGAAGUUCAUUAAGAAGCCACCAAGGUUCCCGAGUCAACGUCCGCAGAAGGCUGCUUGGAUGGAUUAG